AUGAUGGACCCUCGGGUCUGUGCCAGCCAGGGGAAGCCCAACCUGCCCUUUUCCAUCGAGGAAAUCUUAAAGAAACCUUCCGCCAGCACCGUCCUCACCAGUGAAAGCAGGAAUAGAAAUAACUACGCUGAGAGACCUCCAGCCCUAAAAGCAGGGUCACCACUGGCCUUUGAUUCCAGCAGCAGGAGUCAGUUAGACUGUGACCUACCUUCAGCCAAAAUGCUUCUCCCUGCCACAUGUGCUACACCCAUGGCCAGGGCAAAGAAAGUGCAGGCAGCUCACUGCAGAAGACCUACUGACAGCCCAGCUUCCCUCCUGGGUGAGGACACAGAACGUGAACACGUAGCAGGCAAAAGAAAACACGAGGAAGAGGAAGAUCAGCUAUGCGAUUUCCCAGUGGACCAUCCACUUCAUGUUGAGAGGAAAGGGAAACGGAGAAUCCGGACAACGUUCACAGCUGAGCAGCUCCAGGAACUGGAGAAGAUUUUCCGAGUGACUCACUACCCAGAUGUCCAUAUUCGCAAUCAACUGGCAGCAAAGAUAAACCUCCCAGAAGCCAGAGUUCAGAUCUGGUUCCAGAACCAGCGAGCAAAGUGGAGGAAACAUGAAAAAUUUGGCAACUUUGGUGGCCUUCAGCAUCUGACAGAAGUUGAUUUCAUUCCUGCNCCCAAAACAGACAUCACAGCUCCUACCUUGAUGCCAAGAAAGUUCACCGCUACCAUCCCUGCCAUGGGAUACUACUCACCACUGCAAGGGCAGCUGACAACUGCCUGGCUUCCCAGAACACUCUCCGUCAUCCCUCACCACCUGGAGCUGCUGCCCUUCCCAAAACCCUACUUGCUCUUCAAUGUCCUCCCCCAUUACAGCACAGCUCUACCCCACAAGUUGGAAAGGAGCAGUAUCUGCGCCAGCUCUACAUAG
This is a messenger RNA of Egretta garzetta (little egret), 921 nucleotides long. RefSeq names its product intestine specific homeobox (gene ISX). The transcript has 6 exons. Bases 1 to 921 code for a protein of 306 amino acids. NCBI's taxonomy places the organism in Eukaryota, Metazoa, Chordata, Aves, Pelecaniformes, Ardeidae. The record is from RefSeq and is a predicted model, not a curated record. Gene Ontology annotation, molecular function: DNA-binding transcription factor activity, RNA polymerase II-specific; RNA polymerase II transcription regulatory region sequence-specific DNA binding. Gene Ontology annotation, biological process: regulation of transcription by RNA polymerase II.